UGGGAGGCGCAAGCCACACCCCCUUUCUCCCCCCUCCCCUCCCCCCCACGUGCUCUAAGGUCAUCCCAGCGACACGUGGUGCUGCGUGCGGCUCUUGCCACUGCUGCCGCUGCCGCCUCCUCUCCAGAGACGCCGCAGACCUCGCUCACAAUGGCUCAGCAGCUCAAGGACAUCGCUGGGAAGAUGGGGGGCGCCCCUCGGGGUCUGGGCACGGGGCUGAAGUUGCUGAUCGGAGCAGGGGCCCUCGCCUAUGCUGCUAAGGAGGCGACGUACACCGUGGAUGGUGGACAGCGUGCCAUAAUCUUCAGCCGCCUGGGAGGCAUUCAGGAGAAUACCAUCCUGGCCGAGGGGCUGCACUUCAGGAUUCCCUGGUUCCAUUACCCGAUCAUUUACGACAUCCGAGCCAAGCCCAGGAAGAUUUCCUCGCCCACUGGGAGCAAAGACCUGCAGAUGGUGAACAUCACACUGCGCGUGCUGUCGAGGCCCGACGCCUUGAAGCUGCCGCGCAUGUUCCAGCAGCUGGGCCUGGACUACGAGGAGCGCGUGCUGCCCUCCAUCGUCAACGAGGUGCUCAAGAGCGUCGUCGCCAAGUUCAACGCCUCCCAGCUCAUCACGCAGCGCGCGCAGGUAUCCCUGCUGAUCCGCCGCGACCUCAAGGAACGUGCCAAGGACUUCAACAUCAUCCUCGACGACGUGGCCAUCACAGAGCUGAGCUUCAGCCGAGAGUACACGGCCGCCGUGGAGGCCAAGCAAGUCGCCCAGCAGGAGGCUCAGAGGGCUCAGUUCUUUGUGGAGAAGGCCAAGCAGGAGCAGAGGCAGAAGAUUGUGCAGGCGGAGGGAGAGGCUGAGUCGGCAAAAAUGAUCGGCGCGUCGCUGAGCCAGAACCCCGGCUACCUCAAGCUGAGACGCAUCCGCGCCGCUCAGAACAUCGCCAAGACGGUGGCCGCCUCCCAGAACAGGAUCUACCUGAACUCAGAGAGCCUCAUCCUCAACCUACAGGAGGAGGGCUUCGACAAAGCAAGCAACUUCCUGUCGGUGAAAAAGAAGUGAGUCGAGUGAAACCUUCCUCAUCCCAACCCGACACAGAGGAGGAAGAGGGACACCUUGGGGGAGGCAGGGGGGAAACGCAGCCUGCGGUUUUGUCAGUCGCCGUAAAAAAAAAAAAGCCGCCUCUGUUUUGAGCCGCGCUCGUUGGCACUUGAACGAGAGGGUGAGAUUUGUCAUUUAAUUUGGUUCUCGGACAUUGGAUGAGUUCCGGGUUCGGGUCGGGUGUUAUUUCGAAGCGUGCGAGCACUUGGGCUCCUGUUUCCCCACCAGGAUUUGUGACGGCGAUGACAUGAAUCCCGUCAUGAUUCCAACUGCACUUCCUGGCAUAAUCUUGGCAGGUGCUGACAGGCCAUGUGAUGUUCACACGGCAUUGUGACAUCAUAACGCCUGGGCACAUGAGCACUUACAUGUCCGUGUUGUUGGAUUGCCCAUUCAUCUAUCUCUGCGACUAUCAUCUCUUGGUGUGUCGCUCUCAAGAGCGAAGCCUUCGUCCGCUUCACAGUUUAAGUCUGGAUUAAUCCAAUCAUGACUUUGCCAGUGUGGAAAUAAGUGGCCUAUGCUGCAAGUUGGACCUCUUGAUGCGAGUGCAGGGAAACUGAUGUCCUGCUUCUGAGGGACGGGGCCUAUGAGAUUAAGGUGAUGGGUAACCGCCCCAUGUGGUCAGUCUAAUUGUGAAAUGUUCAAGUUCCAAAUAAAAUAUGGCUUACACAUUC
Molecule: messenger RNA, 1760 nt
Organism: Petromyzon marinus (sea lamprey)
Lineage: Eukaryota; Metazoa; Chordata; Hyperoartia; Petromyzontiformes; Petromyzontidae
Source: RefSeq, a predicted model, not a curated record